Molecule: messenger RNA, 558 nt
Organism: Schistocerca piceifrons (Central American locust)
Lineage: Eukaryota; Metazoa; Arthropoda; Insecta; Orthoptera; Acrididae
Product: prismalin-14-like
Exons: 2
Coding region: 133-357 (74 amino acids)
Source: RefSeq, a predicted model, not a curated record
CGCCGGGCUGUCCCGCCCCUCCUAGUCGCGGCCGGCGUCGGUAUAAAGGCGGCCGCCGACUCCGCUACCGUCAGUCCAGCACUCGCAGCCCAUCCGCCGCAGUAGCAACCAACCACAAGCACACCCGCAAACAUGCGCCACCUGAUCGCCCUCCUGGUCCUGGCUACGGUGCUGCUGGCAGCCGAGGCCGGCUACCUGUACGGCGGCUAUGGUGGCUAUGGUGGCUACGGGGGCUAUGGCGGCUACGGUGGAUACGGCCGCUACUACAGCUACCGGCCCACCGUGGUGGUGAGGUCGUACGGCUACCGGCCCUACUACGGAGGCUACGGCGGCUACCGCGGCCACAGCUACUGGUAGAUGGCGCCCUCUACACUGCGCUACACCACACUACGGUAGCGUCGUACAGCUGCAGCCAUCCCUAUUCCAGCCUGCAGCUGCUUCGCCCCGUGGUCUCACAACACCCCCAGUAAUAUUCAUUCACUGUAUAUAUAUGUAACUCAUAACCAUUUCCUCAUGUGUAUCCUGUAUCUUUCACCAAUAAAAAUCUAUCUCAUAUAA